Anoplopoma fimbria (sablefish) is the source of this 3833-nucleotide messenger RNA. RefSeq names its product cap methyltransferase 1 (gene cmtr1). Bases 241 to 2724 code for a protein of 827 amino acids. The transcript is spliced from 24 exons. NCBI's taxonomy places the organism in Eukaryota, Metazoa, Chordata, Actinopteri, Perciformes, Anoplopomatidae. Gene Ontology annotation, biological process: 7-methylguanosine mRNA capping. The record is from RefSeq and is a predicted model, not a curated record. Gene Ontology annotation, molecular function: protein binding; methyltransferase cap1 activity; nucleic acid binding. Gene Ontology annotation, cellular component: nucleus; cytoplasm.
UUUUCGUUUGAGCGGCAAAACUAGCGGCUAAUUCAGCUAGCUAACAGCUAAAGCUGCUACAGCUGCGCAGUUUCGUUUCACAGAAAACAACGACAACACCCACAAUGACACUAUCCAGACACGUCUGUUUACUUUAGCUGUGUUGUUUUCCUGCAACAACAUAUCUGGGAGACUGGCAUGGGCCGACUUUUACUAACUUUGAUAGCUGACUCCUGCUAACCACAACAUAACCACAGAGCAAUGAUGAAGAGAAGAGCUGAAGCAGCGUCAACAGCACUGCAGGAGACAAAAAGGACUCGUGAGGACAGCAGCUCAGAUGAAGAGUCGCAAUUAUCCAGACAAGACUCCAGCCAAAAUGAUUCCCUCAGUGACCAGGAGGAUCAAAGACCAGGAUUUUCCAUGCCCUCGAUAUCAUCCUUUGAUGACCAAGAAACUGACCCCACACAGGCCUCCUCCGAUUUCUCAAUGUACAACAGUGUGUCACAGAAACUCAUGGCCAAGAUGGGCUUCCGUGAGGGUGAAGGUCUGGGGAAGUUUGGCCAGGGACGCAAAGAGAUUGUGGAGGCGUCUAACCAGCGAGGGAGAAGGGGUCUUGGUCUCACGCUGCAGGGCUUUCAGGGGGAGCUCAAUGUGGACUGGCGCGAUGAACCAGAGCCCACUGCCGUACAGAAGGUUGACUGGUUCCCAGAGUCCACCACAGAGACACCAGAUGCAGAUGAGCUGAGGGACUGGAUCAAACUGGGAGCGAGAAAACUCAAGAUUGAGGAUGAGAUAGAGUUUUGCACUGAAGACCUUCUACACACUUUACUAAGGUGCAAGACCAUAUUUGAUAACCUGGAGGGCGAGGAGAUGAGGAGAGCACGGACACGCUCCAACCCUUACGAGACCAUCAGAGGAGGUAUUUUCCUCAACAGAGCAGCAAUGAAAAUGUCCAACGUCGACCAUUGCUUCGACCAAAUGUUCACCAACCCAAAGGAUUCACAAGGGAAACCUCUGACAAAGGACCGCGAGGGUGAACUGCUCUACUUCGGUGACGUCUGCGCGGGGCCCGGAGGCUUCUCAGAGUACAUACUGUGGAGGAGGCGUUGGCACGCUAAGGGGUUUGGCAUGACGCUGAAAGGACCCUGUGACUUUAAACUGGAAGAUUUCUUUGCGGCGCCGAGUGAACUGUUUGAGCCUUACUAUGGUGAGGAAGGGGUGGAUGGGGAUGGAGACAUCACUCGCCCAGAAAACAUGACUGCCUUCCGAAACUUUGUCCUGGAGAGUACAGAAAGGAGAGGGUUGCACAUCCUCAUGGCAGAUGGGGGUUUCUCUGUGGAAGGCCAGGAAAACAUCCAGGAGAUCCUGAGCAAACAGCUGCUGCUCUGUCAGUUCCUCACUGCCCUUUCUACACUCAGGACAGGUGGUAACUUUGUCUGUAAGACCUUUGACCUCUUCACUCCCUUCAGUGUGGGUUUGGUCUACCUGCUCUACCUCUGCUUCGAAAGGAUCUGUCUCUUCAAGCCCAUCACCAGCAGGCCUGCCAACUCUGAGAGGUACAUAGUGUGUCGUGGUCUGAAGCCCGGUUCAGAGGCCGUCAGGGAAUACAUGUUCAGAAUCAACCUGAAACUGAACCAGCUGAGGAACACAGACAACGACGUUACGGAAGUGGUUCCCCUGAGCAUCAUCAAGGAGGACACCGACUUCUACCAGUUUAUGGUCAACUCGAAUGAGAGCCUCUGUGUAGUCCAGAUCAAGGCCUUGGCUAAGAUCCACGCCUUUGUCGUGGAACCGACCCUUUCAGAGCCGAGGCAAGCAGACAUUAGAAAGGAGUGUCUGAAACUGUGGGGGGUCCCAGACAAGGCCAGAGUCACUCCUGCUUCCUCAGACCCAAAGUCAAAAUUCUACGCACUGAUUAAGAACUCCGAUGUGGAGUCGUUCCAGAGUAAGCUCACACCUCUCAACUCCACUACACUCGAGAAGUUGCGUCAUAUCCUGGACCACAGGUGCAUUGUGGGAGGUGGAGAGCAGAUCUUCCUUCUAGCGCUGGGGAAGUCCCAGAUAUACACAUGGGAUGGGAAGCUGCCUGUGCGCUGGAGCAAACUGGAGAAUUUCAAGCUAGAGCUGCCAAGAGAUACACUUCUAAGUGUUGAGAUUGUCCAAGAGCUGAAAGGCGAGGGCAAAGCUCAGCGCAGAAUCAACGCGGUUCACGUGAUGGAUGCACUAGUACUGAACGGGACCGAUGUAAGAGAACAGCACUUCAACCAACGGAUCCAGAUGGCUGAGAAGUUUGUGAAAGCAGUGGCCAAACCAAGCAGACCAGACAUGAACCCUAUCAGAGUUAAGGAGGUUUACAGGUUGGAAGAGAUGGAGAAAAUCUUUGUCAGACUAGAGAUGAAGGUGACAAAGAGUUCAGGAGGAAUCCCACGUCUGUCCUACACCGGCAGAGACGACCGACACUUCCUCCCCACCGGCCUUUACAUCGUUAAGACUGUCAAUGAGCCAUGGACGAUGGCAUACAGUAAAAACUCCAAGAUGAAGUUCUUCUAUAAUAAGACCACCAAGGACUCUACCUACGAAAUGCCACCCAACUCUGCUGCCCCUUUCAACGUUUGCCACUCUGAGCGGCUCUUCUGGGCCUGGGUGGACGGGGUGAUAGUUCAUGAUUCUCAGACACGGAUGGACCCUGAGAAACUGUCCAAAGAUGAUGUUCUGUCCUUCGUCCACCAGAAUCAUCACCACUGAAAUGCUCACAGUGCCCCAGAGCUUCAUCAGCUACAACGUAGACAAAGAAUGCACUCAAUUUUGGAGAAUUUAGAGCCUCGGUAAAGGUUAUCAUACAAUGCAUUAAUUGAUAUUUAGUAAAAGAGGGAUUCAUAAAAUACUGCCUUAUAAAUAAAUCUACCAAUACAUAGAUCAUAAGUGUAAAAAGUUCAGCUUUUAUUAAUCCCUUUUUUUUUUGUCCACUUAAAUAUCAAUUGGUAAACUGUUUUAUAACCAAGGCCCUCUUGUUCCUUUAUAUUAUGUCGCUUAGAGAAAUUAUUCCCAGGUUGUAACUGGAGUUAUGGAGCUCAAGGGAUGAAUUGUUUGCUGCUAUUUCCAGUGGUGACAUUUGGACUAUGUGUAACUGACGGACAUUUGAUAAACCACUUUGUCUUUAUGCUUUUUCCACUGCCCUCCUUGGCUCUAUGGAUUGAAAUGAAUAGGAAUCGCCUCAUAGAACAAUAUGGCGACGAAAAGCUGCUGCCAUCGUCUCUUCAUUGGAUUGCAUGUCCCUGUACAGUUGAACGCUCGUGUGUGCGUGCGUGCGUUUACAACACAUUAACAAUGACGAAAGAGAUGCAUCUGCGAUUUGGACAAUGUUAGAUCUUAAACUAUGCAUCCAUAUCUGUAAACACAGUCUCGCUUGCCUUGCUCUACAACUGCUCAUCUCCCCAGAGACCAGGAUCUGUUUGCUCCGUCUUUCACAACUCAACAACUGGCACCUUGUCCCCGCUCCUGCAAAACUGUAGCUAAAGCCUAAAUACAACCAACAGGUUAAUCAUGUUCUGACUUCUCCCCGCCAUCGCUUCAACAUUCAUAUCAGUUACAGAUGUAGCGGUUUUUUUCCACUCAUAAGUUAUCUAUCACACGUGUGUCUGUGUGUGUGUGUGUGUUAUACAUUUGGAAGGUGUCCUGUUAGGUUUUAAGUUGUUUUUACUCCUCUUUGUGAUUGUGCCUCAUAUCGCCUGGACUGUUUUUUUUUUCUUAAAUACUGCAAAAUUUCUUCUUUUUUUCCCUUGUAAAGUUAGCUAUCAAUCGUUUUGAUGUAAAUAAUUAUAAUGUAGUAAAUAAAUGGGAGAUGUUUUUCCCAG